Molecule: messenger RNA, 1958 nt
Organism: Alosa alosa (allis shad)
Lineage: Eukaryota; Metazoa; Chordata; Actinopteri; Clupeiformes; Clupeidae
Exons: 8
Coding region: 92-1297 (401 amino acids)
Source: RefSeq, a predicted model, not a curated record
UUUUAGUUCAGACUCCCUUGCUGGUGCUGAGACAACUUCUGGGUCUGAUGACACUGUGAUAUUGACCAGAAGUCCAAGUGAAGAAAAACGAAUGGAGGAACGUUGUCAUGCCCAAAUGGUCGAAAACAUCUUAAAAGGAAGCCCAGGAGGCGACAAGAUCAUGAAUGAAUAUGCUCGAACGAAGUGUUUGUCAGAUAGCAGAAGACGUGACAUGGUGAAGAUCUUGGUUGCUCAUAUGACAAAUGAACAUGGAACAAGCCCACCUCGGCGUUUGAAGGAAGACUACGCAAAGGGGAUCAUCUCCCUCUUCCCCUAUUUGGCCGACCCCAGGAGCAAGCUUGGUUAUGAGCAUUAUUACAAUGCAGAAGAUGGAAGUGGCUAUUUGGCAUGGAGAAUUAAAACGCUGCAGAAAGAAGCAUCAGAUGGACGACUUAAGCGCCCACGACAAUCACAAACAGGCGGGCCAACCGUGGACAGAGAUCCUUACAAAGAAGAUAACUGGUUGAGUGAUGAACGCCAGUGUCAGGAAGCAAUAGCUCUGAUGAAGCACACAGCUGAUGAAUCUGUGGUGAAGGAAAAGAUGAGGUUUACCCUGGUCUAUCGUCAGAAGAUUUUGCAUGAUCCUGACAAGUCAUCUGAUAUUCUAACCAUUUUCCCACGAUUCAUGGACAUACCUGGCCUGAUUGAGCAGGAUUUUACACUACUUUUUGGUAACUCAACUUCUGCAAAGCUGUUGGAGAAAUGGUCCACCAACAUAAAACCAAAGGUCAUUGCACAGAGUCGUGGCCUGACACAGACUGGGGAGCUCCAAGACCUCGUCCAGAAUGCUGUAGCUACUGAAAUUGAAGAAGGUUGGGACAGUGACAUGUCUUCCAUUCUCUUGCUGGUCCACCUUCUACCACCUUCGAGUCAAGGGCGCAAAAGACCAGGGAAGAUUUCGGCUCGACAAGCCUGUGAUUGCCUAGUGAAAUUCAUCAAGACUGGUGUCAGCAUACAGGGACAUUUGGAGGGCAUCACACAGAGUGUCCAGCCAUAUCUACUUGCAGCCGGACCGAAGAAAAGUAGGAUCCAGUCUUACUUCAUUGUUGUUGACAAACAGGCCUUGCCAUGCAAGUCUUCUAAUUCACUGGCUGCAGUCGAUGAGCUUUUUAAGGCUCAUUAUGUUUUUGGUACCACCUAUUGUCAGGAGCUCACUAAUGUGUUCACUUUUUUGCAAACAACCCUCUAUGACAUAGAUGUUGAAAUGACCAAAGUCAAUCCUAGGGUGGCUGAGCUAAGAGCAAGAAUGCUCCAUUAAGCAAUAUGAUUUGUUUCAUUUGUCAAAAGAGGCAUGCUAAUGCCAAUGGACUUAUAAAACACUUUAAACUUGUUCAUGGACUUUGUUCGGGUAAAGGCCUCAAGUUAAAAUGUGCCCAUAGAGGCUGUUCUCAUGUGUACCACACACAAUGUUAUGCAAAUGACAACUUUUGUGCUGAUGAUGGGGAAUGUUCCACCUCCACAAACUCCAUUUCGUUAGGGGAGGCAGACAUGCCAGAGUUGCCAGAUCAGAGUGUACCUUCCGAGUCUGUACUACUAGAAAGACACAUAGUCAACAGUUGUGCUAAGCUGGUGGCAGAACUUAAACUUGUUGGCAAUUCAGAGAAAACUAUUAAUUUUGUUGUUAGUACUGUACAAGAAGUGAUUAGAGACCUUGAUCAUCUAAAGCAUGAAAAUUUGAAAAGUAGUCUUGUCUUAGAGGAGCCCAUAAAAAGCGUUGUUGAGUCUCAAAUUGAUCAGUGUUUUGAGAAUACAUUUUAUCCUUUUCUUCCAUUAAACACUGAGAGUAAGAGAACCAUUUACUUUUCUGAGAAAUGGGGGAAGAUUGAUCCAGUUGAAUAUGUUCUAGGAACAUGUUUUGCAACACGUUUUAACAGAACAACUGGAACUUUUGGCCAAUCUAUUGUCAAAGAUAAAUUUGU